Cajanus cajan (pigeon pea) is the source of this 1118-nucleotide messenger RNA. Lineage: Eukaryota; Viridiplantae; Streptophyta; Magnoliopsida; Fabales; Fabaceae. The record is from RefSeq and is a predicted model, not a curated record.
UUUGAUAUUGCGACCCUUCAUGUGCACAGCAAAAACAAAGAUGGUAAAUCCAAGGAAAAGAAGAAAAAGAAAAGCAAGUUAGUUUCUGAAUCUCUUGCUAAUAAUGUGGAAGGCAAUCAAUUGGAUUCAGUUACUACUGUUGCAAAAAAUAAAGUAAAGGAUGAUGUUUCUGCUGAUGCCAAAGUUAUUAAUGGUUCCAAGACAGAGAAAAGAUCUAAGUCUAAAACAAAAAAGAAUGAUAAGAGAGAUGGUCAAGGUGAUGCCAUAGAGCAUAUUGGAGAUCCCAAUGAAAGUGUUCUUACAGAAGAGAACAUUGAAGAAUUAAACAAAGAAAUGAAACAUGAGGAGAAGAAAGAUUCUAAGAAAAGGAAAAGACCAAUUUCUGAAGAAAAUGGUCAACAGGUUGCAGAUAUUAAGGCUGAUGAUGAAGCCAAACGCAGAAAAAUAGAAAAUUUGAGUGGCAAUCAAUUACAGAAGACAUCUAAGGAGCAAUCCAAUGGGAACCUUGAGAAUGAUGGAGAGAAAUCUUCUGUACAGAGGUCUCAGAAGAAACAACAAAAGGGAUCAGUUGAGCAAAAACCAGUGAAGGCGGCAUUUCAGCGAGUACAAGUUGACAAGAUACAAUUUGCCGACGAGAGGCUUCAGGAUAACUCAUAUUGGGCAAAGGAUGGUGCUGAGAAUGGUUAUGGUGCUAAAGCAGCAGAAAUUCUUGAUCAAGUUAGAGGAAGGGAUUUUCGCCAUGAGAAAACCAAGAAGAAACGUGGAACAUAUCGGGGAGGACAUAUUGAUUUACAUUCCCACUCAGUAAAGUUUAAUUACUCUGAUGAUGAGUGAUUGGGAAGCCUAUAGAUUCAGAUUCCUUUUGCCACCGUUUUUUGGGUUUGUAGUUUGAACAAUGCAGGUGGUAUUUCUUUAUAUUGUAUUAUUGCCCUUAUUUCGUUUCCAUCAAACAAGUUGAUUUCACAUCUAUGAUUUUUGCUAUGUUCCCAAUGGAACAAAAAAUUUUGUAGCCGGAAAACCGAAGACAUGUAAUUGUCUGAAUUUGUGAUAUUAGAUACCAUGCAGUUUUAGUUCUCUGGCCGUGAAAUUUCAGUAAAUGCUGCUGAUGGAGAUCAUUA